This is a messenger RNA of Erythranthe guttata (spotted monkey flower), 1012 nucleotides long. RefSeq names its product plasmodesmata-located protein 7. Gene Ontology annotation, biological process: defense response to bacterium. The record is from RefSeq and is a predicted model, not a curated record. NCBI's taxonomy places the organism in Eukaryota, Viridiplantae, Streptophyta, Magnoliopsida, Lamiales, Phrymaceae. Gene Ontology annotation, cellular component: plasmodesma.
AUCAAAAAAAAUAUCACUAAAACACACAUACACACUAUGCAGCCCUAUUCUCUUACAUCCAACGCGCCAUCCACACACACACACAUAGUAAGAACUUGAGAAAAUGAACACGCUCGGCAAAAAAGGUUUUCCCAUGUCUUUUGCUCUCCAUAUUUUCCUAAUAAUCGUUAUCUCACUCUUGGCAACCCCUUCAUCAUCAUCUUCUUCUUCACUAGAGUCAUUUGUAUACGUAGGCUGCACCCAGCUCAAAUACAACCCCGGCACCCCCUACGAGUCCAAUGUCAACUCGGCACUCGCUUCCCUGGUCAACUCAGCCUCCAUCUCCAACUACAACAACUUCAAGAUCUCACUCCCCGGCUCCGCCCCGAACGACGUCGUCUACGGCCUCUUCCAGUGCCGCGGCGACCUCUCCCCCUCCGACUGUCGCCGCUGCACGGCCGACGCGGUCUCCCGAAUCGGGACCUACUGCGUCGGCACUUCCGGGGGCGCCCUCCAGCUGGACGGCUGUUUUAUAAAGUACGACAACGUGUCGUUCUUGGGGGCUCAGGACAAGGCCGUGGUGUCGAAUAAAUGUGGGCCGUCGAUCGGGUACGACUCCGACUUGCUGACUAGGAGGGAUGCUGUGCUGGCGUAUCUGACGGGCGGCGGGCAUUACUUUCGGGUCGGUGGGUCCGGGAGAGUGCAGGGUAUGGUGCAGUGCACCAUGGAUUUGAGUAUGGGCGAGUGCCAGGAUUGUUUAUCGGAGGCGAUCCAACGGCUGAAAACCGAGUGUGGGACGUCUACUUUGGGGGACGUGUUCUUGGGCAAGUGCUACGCGCGGUACUCGGAGAGUGGCUAUUCGUCCGAAAGCGGUAAGCUCCGCCGCUCCGGGUGGUGGUUCUUGGCUUCUGCAUUUACAUUUUUUCUUUAGUAGAUAGGUAAUUUGGUUAUAUUCCAUAAUUAAUGUUUAUAUCAUGUUGUAAACUAGAAUGUUCAAAAUCAAAUGAAUCUUGAAUAUCUGCUUUAAAAUUGA